Messenger RNA from Neurospora tetraspora, 756 nucleotides. RefSeq lists its product as uncharacterized. NCBI's taxonomy places the organism in Eukaryota, Fungi, Ascomycota, Sordariomycetes, Sordariales, Sordariaceae. The coding region runs from base 1 to 756 and encodes 251 amino acids. The transcript is spliced from 4 exons. The record is from RefSeq and is a predicted model, not a curated record.
AUGUCAAUGAUCCAGAGAUCCCUCCUCCGCAUGUCUCAACAAGUGACAGCCGUCAUCAACCUCCCUCUUCAGCCCAGCGAACCAAGCAUCUUCGCGUCACUCUCCCUGCAUGGCCAAGACCGCAUCCGCCUCCAGUUCCCCGACGAUAUCAUCAGCGACAUCCGAUCCAUCAUCUCGGCCGCCUGGGAAUUUGGCAUAACUUCCAGCGACGAGGCCUACCGGUACGAAUUAAAAGGCCGUCCGUUCGGAGGCCACCACUUCCUCACCUCACACGAAAAAACCGAGGCCGUACAAGCCAGACGACUGGUUCGCGACAUCCUCGCCUUCCUCUACAUUCGCUCCUGGCAGCUCAUCUACGAGCUCAUCUUCCGUCGCUUUCCCCCGGACGCACCUCCUCUGCCGGCGGUAGAAUGGAUAAGGGUCAUUAAUGAUGCUGAGAAAAUGGACGGUGUCGAUACGGACGCUGACUACAUCGGGGCUGCCAUUGCAAAGAUGAGGGACGUGUUUCAGUCAUUGGACUUGUUCGAGAAGGGCGAGUGGGAUAAUGACUGCUAUGAGUUCCGGCUGAGAAAUCGUCCGUUUAUACAGCGCGGCGUGGAGGCUAAUAAGGUCCGGCUCAUGAACUUGAGGCUUGUUGAGCUGCUUGACGAGCUGGGAUGGACUUCUCAUGCGACCGUUUGUCAGAACUCGGGAGGUGAUGAGUGCGGGAUGCCGGAUACUUGGUAUUUUGUUAAGCCGAAGGGGUCUGGUGUGUGA